Molecule: messenger RNA, 1473 nt
Organism: Hyaloscypha bicolor E
Lineage: Eukaryota; Fungi; Ascomycota; Leotiomycetes; Helotiales; Hyaloscyphaceae
Product: subtilisin-like protein
Exons: 6
Coding region: 1-1473 (490 amino acids)
Biological process (GO): proteolysis
Molecular function (GO): tripeptidyl-peptidase activity; serine-type endopeptidase activity
Source: RefSeq, a predicted model, not a curated record
AUGUUGACCUCAAUUGGGCUCACAGCUCUCUUGACUCUCCUAGCUGCUGCAUCCCCACUUCGAGUCCGCACUCCGUAUGCUGUGAGGGAAUCUCAUCUACAAGGGAAUUUCAACGAACUCGAGAGGCACCUAUAUCAGGUCUCCAACCCGUCACACGAGCAAUAUGGCCAGCAUCUCAGCACACACGAGGUGAACGCCCUCGUCAAACCUAUGGAUGAAGCAUUAGACUUGGUACACUCGUGGGUCGAAGACAAUGGCAUCAAAACCUCAAACUGCGAGUAUAGCCCCGCCAAAGAUUGGAUCAAGCUCUCACCCCCCAUAAACGCCAUCGAGAAUCUGCUCUCCACAGAAUACUCCGUCUUCCAGUACUCCGAAGGCGGGAACACAAACCCGGCCAUUGCAACAGCCUGCAACGCUGCACUCGUGACACCCCUCUGCCUCCGCGCCUUAUACGGAACAGUGAAGUAUACCGUGCAAUCCACAAACACCAACAAAAUCGCAUUGAACGAUUUCCUUGGCGAGUCUAACAACAGAUCAGACACCAAGAUCUUCCUGCAGAAAUAUCGACCAGAUGCAGUUUCCGGCGUAGAUACAUUCAAAGUGGAGAUCAUAGCCGGCCGAAAAGAUGAGCAGACGCAGGACACCGCUGCUGAGCUAGCAGCAGGGAAGGACACGGAAGGGAACCUUGAUUCCGAAACACUUAUUUCGAUGGCCUACCCGAUCCCUCUCAUUCCUUACCGUACCGGAGGACAUCAGCCUUUUACACCAGAUUUCUUGCCCCAUGUUAUAAGCACGAGUUACGCAGACGACGAGCAAACCGUCCCCCUCUCCUACGCCCUCAGCGUCUGCUCUAGCUUUGCGCAGCUCGGCGCCAGAGGAGUCUCCCUCUUUUCGGGAUCAGGGGACUUCGGCGUUGGGCCACCAGGUGACUGCCUCGCCAACGACGAAUACCAUGCCUCGACCUUCUUGGCCCGGUUUCCCACUUCUUGCCCGUAUAUCACGAGUGUGGGAGCAACAAAAUUCAUACCGGAAAUUGUGGCCACGGAUGGGAAGAACAAGUUUGCUUCUGGCGGUGGCGUUGGGAAACAAAUUUUGGGACUUUAUAAUCCUUCGGGAAGGGCGUAUCCGGAUCUCGCGGCACAGGGGUAUCACUACUCUACGAUUUGGAACGGCACGCUUCUCCCCUUGGAUGGAACGAGUGCGAGCACACCUACUGCUGCUGCGAUCUUUAGUUUGGUGAAUGAUGAUUUGAUUGCAAAGGGGAAGCCUCCGAUGGGGUUCCUGAAUCCGUGGUUGUAUAGUGUAGGGUAUAAAGGGUUUAUGGAUGUCGUUCAUGGGAGUGCUGUUGGUUGUGGCACGCAUGGCUUUCCGGCGAAGAAGGGGCGGGAUGCUGUGACGGGUUUUGGGACGCCGUGGUUCCCUAGUAUUGGGGAGUUGGCUGCGAAUGCGAGUGCUAUUGUUCUCAAGAGAUGA